Molecule: messenger RNA, 1372 nt
Organism: Euleptes europaea (tarantolino)
Lineage: Eukaryota; Metazoa; Chordata; Lepidosauria; Squamata; Sphaerodactylidae
Gene: ARHGDIA
Product: Rho GDP dissociation inhibitor alpha
Exons: 5
Coding region: 21-635 (204 amino acids)
Biological process (GO): Rho protein signal transduction
Cellular component (GO): cytoplasm; cytosol; membrane
Molecular function (GO): protein binding; Rho GDP-dissociation inhibitor activity
Source: RefSeq, a predicted model, not a curated record
CAUAGGUUGAACUUGCAGAGAUGGCUGAGCAAGAACCCACUCCUGAGCAGCUGGCACAGAUUGCCGCUGAAAAUGAAGAGGACGAGCACUCUGUCAAUUACAGGCCCCCUGCCCAGAAGAGCAUCCAGGAGAUCCAGGAACUAGACAAAGAUGAUGAGAGUUUACGCAAGUACAAAGAGGCCCUGCUUGGAAAUGUAGCCAUUGCUGCUGAUCCCUGUACUCCAAAUGUGGUGGUAACAAAGCUGACUCUGGUUUGUGCCACCGCCCCUGGCCCAUUGGAGUUGGAUCUCAAAGGUGACUUGGAGAGCUUCAAGAAGCAGGCGUUUGUGCUAAAGGAAGGUGUGGAGUACCGGAUAAAGAUCUCAUUUCGGGUGAACAAGGAGAUCGUUUCAGGGUUGAAGUACAUUCAACAUACAUUCAGGAAAGGAGUAAAAAUUGACAAGACUGAUUACAUGGUUGGGAGUUAUGGGCCACGUGCUGAGGAGUAUGAGUUCUUAACACCUAUGGAGGAAGCCCCCAAGGGUAUGCUGGCCCGGGGCAGCUACAACAUCAAAUCAAAAUUUACAGAUGAUGACAAGACAGACCAUCUGUCCUGGGAGUGGAACCUGACCAUCAAGAAGGAGUGGAAGGAUUAGUCCUUCCAGUGCCAAAUCCCAAGCGUUGUUCAGACAGUGGCUACAGUAGAAACCCCACCCUGUACCAAAGUGCUGGCAUUGGAUACCCUUCCCUUUCCCCCUUCCCCUUUUAGCUCACCAGGAAGACUUCUUGGCUCAAAUGUCCCCCCAUGUUCCCUCUGAGAAUCACUGAAAGAAAUUGACCAAACCUACCCUGUCUGUCCCUGAGCACAGAGGCAGGAAUGCUUCAUGUCCUUCUCCUGGGCUCGUUUUAUUGCUGCUUCUUACCCAUUGGAAUAUAUUUCAGGCAGGUUCUAAAAGGAAAGCAAUGUUCCUAUUUUUGUGGGGGGGGGGAGGAUUUGGAGGCAUUCCUGUCUCUGGGCAAGAGGUGAAGUACUGAGGAAUCAUGAUUCCACGCAGAGCUGGCAACUGCCUGCUGCCCCAAUUGUUUCCAGGCUCAAUCAUGUCCCUGGCCUGCCUUCCCCCUUCCCCCUGGGGUGGGGCAUGGGCUGGCUUUCCAUUUGUGAUGGUUUCCAUAACCAUGAUGCCUUAAAGUGUGUAACAUACAUCCCCCAGGGAGGGCCCGGACCUUGUUACACUUUUUUAUAUGUGCUCCAGUCCUGUCCAUACACAUACUCCCCUCCCUUCUGAUUUGCAUCUUCUGGCCAGACCGUAAUCCUGCUGAAGCUGAUUUCCCCACGGUCUUAAGCAGGGUUCAGGCUGCUGUACUUGCAGGCUCCCUGUGGCCGGAGAAGCAU